This is a messenger RNA of Myxocyprinus asiaticus (Chinese sucker), 6393 nucleotides long. RefSeq names its product protein tweety homolog 3. Gene Ontology annotation, cellular component: plasma membrane. Lineage: Eukaryota; Metazoa; Chordata; Actinopteri; Cypriniformes; Catostomidae. The transcript has 15 exons. The record is from RefSeq and is a predicted model, not a curated record. Gene Ontology annotation, molecular function: intracellularly calcium-gated chloride channel activity; volume-sensitive chloride channel activity. The coding region runs from base 529 to 2211 and encodes 560 amino acids.
UUAACGACCGUUUCUUACUGUAGGCUGCUCAUAAAUCACUAGUUCAGCCUCGUAAUGUUGGAUAUCCUUGCGCACUUUUACCCAUUUCAAUUGUAACUUGAUGGAAAUGGAGAAGCACUGAUUGCAGGCGUCCAUUGAAGGACAGCGGCGCAGGACCACCUUAAAACAAAAGCGCCUUUGGAGGACAUCAAAGCCAUUUAAAGCUCUUUCUUCACAUCCAACGAGUGUGGAUCGCUGGAGCACAUGCAGACAGUACUGACCGCUCUAUGUACUUCUCACGUUGCUUAGAUUCGAGGCUUCGGUGGACAAUUUCGAUCAAAACAACGAAAAAGAGAGGACAUCGUCCAUUAAUUAAAACACGAGUCUAUAUGCAUUAAGGACGUCAGUACAAUUUAUUUCCAUCAGGAGUUUUGGAGCCAUUUGUUUUCUGUAUCAACAAUAAUUUCUUGAGCUCAUUGGAGUUUUUUCUUCUUCUGGAAAUAUGGUUUAGCCUGUUAACGGUGACAGAUCGACAUCUACACGAACACUAUGGCUGCAGUGAUGAAUUAUUCUCCACCGUGGUGGGUUAACCUUUUCCAUCGCCUUCCCCACUUCAACCUACAGUUUCAGCUGACCAGCAGCGAUUUCCGUCCGGAGGAAUCCGAGUAUCAAAAGUCUGUGUUGUUGCUAGGUGCAGUGGCGUUGGUGUGUUUGGCAUUGGACCUCCUCUUCCUCCUCUUCUACUCCUUCUGGCUGUGCUGCCGUCGCAGGAAGAGCCAGGACUCGCCCAAUGCGGACUGCUGCUGCACCGCUUGGUGUGUGAUCAUUGCCACGCUCGUGUGCAGUGCUGGCAUUGCAGUCGGUUUCUAUGGAAAUGGCGAAACAUGCGAUGGUGCGACACGACUGACAUAUUCCUUGCGCCAUGCUAACCAAACAGUGGCAGGCAUCGACAAACUGGUAUCAGAGAGCACCAGCAGUCUGAAUGAAACCCUGCAGGAAGGUUUGGUGCAACUGGAGACUGUGUACUCCAAACAGACAGACUACGUGUCCAUCGUCCAGAAACUACAGGGACAGCUGGACGAACUGAUCAAUCUGAUGGUGGAGGUGCCUUUCUGGAGCAGUACAGAUCUGUCACUGGAUCACCUGGCAUCUAUCACUGAGCAGUAUGACUGGUACAGGUGGCUGGGAUAUCUGGGCCUGCUGCUCUUCGAUGUGGUAAUAUGCUUGCUCGUUUUGGCUGGUCUCAUACGCAACUCUAGAAGCAUCUUAAUCAGUGUUUGUUUGCUGGGUGUGCUGUCGUUGGUUAUUAGCUGGGCUUCACUUGGAUUGGAGUUCUUUGUUGCUGUGACUGCCAGUGAUUUCUGUGUUGCCCCUGACUCCUACAUCACCAAAGUGACACGUGAGAAUGCUGUUAUCAACCAAGAUAUCCUGCAGUAUUACCUGAAGUGCAGCAUGGGACAGACCAACCCAUUUCAGCAGAAACUCUCUGGCAGCCACAAAGCUCUUGUGGAGAUGCAGGAUGAUGUUUCUGAGCUCCUUCGUUCAGCUAUCAGAGAAUUCCCUAAGACGAAGAGUAAUCUUGAGGAAAUGCAGGCGGUGUUAAACUCCACUGAGGUCAACCUCCAUCAUCUCACUGCCCUGGUCGAUUGUCGGAGCCUACACAUGGACUAUGUGCAGGCUCUGACAGGACUGUGUUAUGAUGGAGUCGAGGGACUCAUUUAUCUGGUCCUCUUCUCGUUCGUCACCGCACUGAUGUUUAGCUCCAUCGUUUGCAGUGUGCCUCACACCUGGCAGAGCAAGAGGUCGGAGGAGGAAGAUGGCGAUGAGACUUCGGCCACGCUCGGCCUGCGAGCGCCGCACGAUAACCUGUACCGCGUGCAUAUGCCUAGCCUGUACAGCUGUGGCAGCAGCACCUACGGCAGUGAGGCUAGCCUCCCCGCUGCGGCACACACUGUCAGCAACGCACCAGUCACUGAGUACAUGAGCCAGAAUGCUAACUUUCAGACCCCUCGAUGCGAGAACACGCCACUCAUUGGCAGAGAAUCCCCCCCGCCGUCAUACACCUCCAGCAUGAGGGCCAAAUAUCUGGCAACCAGUCGCCCAGACCAGCCCAGGCCAACAGAAUCCCAGAAUGGUCUGGACCCCAACAUGCGACUAGACCUAACCAGCCGAUCAGCUCCCAAUAGCCGACCAAAUUCUGCUAUCCACCGACCUCACUCUGCUAUACAUUAACCAUCUUCAAAUAUGGAAACCAAUAGUCAUCUACCUGUUUUCAACCAUUUAAGUCUCAAUCACUGCAACAGUCAGCGCUUAUGAAAUGAAUGAAUUAUGUCAUUAAAGAAAUUCCCCAAUGUAUGUUCAGCUUAAAGGGAUAGUUCACCCAAAAAUAUUUGGGUGAACUAUACCUUUAACAUGUAACGGAUUGGAAUCAGCCGUCCAAUCCUCUGUGAUCUGGUUUAAGCAUCACUGCAUACUUGAUCUAGCCCUGCUUUGGCUUUUUAAAGACUCCAUUCUGCCAAACCUCUAAUCAAACUGCCAUUUUUACCCCCCUAGUUUCAUACAGUGCAUCACAGCAACUACACUGCCCUCUUCUGGAGGACUCCUCUCAGUUGUCUGCACAGUAACAGAAAAUCUAAAGCACUCCCAUACUGUACUACAGAGAGUCUCUCAGGGCAGCCAUAUUGGCAAGGACUGCAGGACCACAUUAACACAGCAGGAUAAUGGGUUAUACCACUGCCAUUUUACCAUGCAAUAAAUGUCAUUAUGACAUUUGAUUUUAUGAUGGAUUUAUAUUUUUAAAUGUUUUUCAAAAUACACUGUUGAUUAUGUAGUUAAAAAAGGCUUUAAAGAUGCAGCUUUUGUGCUUUAUCUGCAGUUCCUGGCAAUAUGGCAGCAUUAUGGACAGUCACAAUUCUAUGUAUCCAUCACUGCUAUUUGAUGUUAAAGGAGAUAUUAACUAGUUUACAAAUUUUCAUGAAUUAGGUGCACAGAGUGAUUUUUUUUUUUUUUUUUUGCAAUUGUUAAAUUUUUAAACUGAAAGAAAUGAAAAGCAUUAGAUGAAGACUCUAGUCAUAUCAGUCUCUGUUUGAUACUACAAAUGGUGCUGAGUGACAUUCAUGAGAGCCACCAUGUUGAGAUCAAAUUACUAACCUUAUAUUUCUCGCUUUAACUCGAUAGUCCCCUGUAAUUGGACGCUUUUACGUGUGGAAUUAAUAAAUCAUUGCCGACUGCGAAUAGCCUACUUCAAUAAUCGCAUCAGUUAAUGAGAUCUUUUCAGUCUGAUCUCAUGAAAAGUAUGUGACUGUGGCAAUAUUUUUGCAUAAUGAUAUUACAUGGUUCGUUACAUGUAUCGCAGCAUUUUCUAGAUGAAACGUCCACUGAGUGGCGCUAAAAGUGAGUAAAAUGUUCUCCCAAACAGAAGAUGUUUUUAAGGUUAAUGCUCUAUCGAGUUUUAAAUUAACAAAAUCGACCUCCCUACCUUAAACCUAAACCUAACCAGUAGUGUUGUAAAAGAAACUUACUUGUUCAUCAGUACAUGUAUCCUGCACUUUUGCAAUGCAAAUGCAACACCCUAUCAUUUGAGCUACCGUUCAAUUUGAUUGCGCUCAAACAAGCUUGUAAAUGUACUUGGCUAUGUAACGCAAACGUUAAAAUGUAUCGCCUUACAUGUUAUGCGUUGUGUUUUGUGCUAAGUGAUUUGAUGUCAUAAGAUAGCAUUGUGUGCGGAACAGUGAAAAGUAAAUGUUUAUGAAAUUAUUUGUAUAAAUGGGAAUAAGUCAUUGUGCUUGUAGCGCCUCUUGUGUUCAUUUCACCAGGAAACUGCCACGGUACAUACAAUGAGCCAAGUAAAAAUAAUUUUGCGAAAAUGUUGGUAUAGUAAUGUGUGACCAGAUUGGAACUUUUACUCUUGCGUAAUGCUGAAUCUAAGUCACUAGGUGUCAACUUAAACAAAAACAAAAAUCACUGAGUGCAUCUUUAACUAAAUCGCACACUUGUAAUUUUGUGGAUUAACAGAUUUACCUGUCACAUAAGGCCAUUUUUUGUAUUGUACAGUGUAAUCUAUGGUGUACCACAGUGUGAAUUGACAGCCAUCAAGCCUUUGAGCGCUUAUGCACAUUCUGUAUCUUACUCUUGAAGGGAAACAAUCGCACAACGCACUACCAGUGUGUGUUUGUGUAUAUGUUGUGCUUGACUUGUGCUUUAGUGAGUUUGUUUUAAAAUGGCACAACUCACAAGCUCUGCUCUUUGUAAAUAGUCAGUGUUUUUGUACUACAAAAUGUCUAAAUGAUCAACUCUGCAAACUCAGUUGACUAACUAAUACGUCUGUGUAACAGUGCAUUGCGACUUUUGCCGUGGCUUAGAGCAGCUGUGAAGAAUACCUGUAUGAAACCUGAAAAAAAUGGUUAAUGAACUCUGUUAUAAAAUAAUAGUACAUGUUUUGUAGACGUAUCACUUGAAUUGUGAAUAUCACUCGUGGGUGCUUGUGUGUACGUGCACACUUUAAAUGUGAAUAUUUCUAAUGGAGGAAAAUUCGCUCAGAGGAUAAGAAGAUUAAUGGAUACUUGGACAAAAAGAGAAAUGCCUCCCCACAUGUAAAUCUUUUUUCUGUGCUAUUCAGGCAUGUUGUUCAGUCUUCUUUACCGGGUAAAUUUUUUUAUUUUAUUUUUAAGGCAUAUACUUUUUUGAUUAAUUCAGAAUCUGACUUGAUUUUCACCACAGUCAGCCUUUUUCUCAUUUCUAUUUCUACUUUUAUGGGGAAACACUUCUCAGUGGAGUUUAUGGAUCUCCAAUAUGGACAAAGACAUGUCACCAAGAUCUGGACAUUGGACGUCUCGCACUAACAGGACUUUUGCAGCUUGCUUCCGAGACGCUCUUUCCCAUAAGAAAAAGUACAAAAGGGGAGACAAAAUGGAAGAAAAAUUGAAUUUGAAGGAAGUUCCUCCUUGUCAUGCGGUCACUCAAUAAGACUUGUAUGGAUGUAGUGUAAGAUAACCUAGCUGUCUUUAACAAGUGCAGUAUUGUUGGUUUUAUUUACUUGCAUCCAGUGUCAUAAGGCUGUUAGACGUUAUCAUAACACCUGUCAUAAGCAGCAAAAACAACUGAUGUUAGCAUACAAAAGAUGUGAUAUCUAAUGCCAUUAUCAAAACAUCCCACACUUUGAUUCAUAAACGUAGGAAUUUAUAGAUUAAUUUGUAUUAAUCAGUAUUAUGAAUAUCAUCAUAAAUUGCAGUAGCAGGUAGAAAUGUCAUUUUAAACUGGAAAAUCAUGUAAGAUCUUUUGUGAAAUCUUUUAUGACUUUGUGACACCCUCAGCUGACUGAGGUUGUGUGUUGUUUGAAUCUUUUUGUGUAACAAAUGUGGAUGAUGUGUUUGGAUGCCAACAGGAAAGGGCUUGUAUUCCUAACCCUUAAAACUUACAUGCACAGACAGGGCCGUAGCAAGGUAAUCUGGGCCCCCUGACUGUGUAUUGCUCUGAGCCCCUUUCCUAUUAAAAAAUACAGUUUAGAAUUUUUCUGUGGGGUCCCCUGAACCUUUGGGCCCCAAGAGUCAUUACCACCUUUCACCCCACUAGCUACGGCCCUGCACACACAUGCUUUGACCAUGUAGUGUAAGAAAACCACCUAAAUUACAAUCCUAGUUAAUACUCAUGCACAAAAGCAACACCACGAGUUUCACACAAACACAAAAAACACAGAAAAAGAUCUGUUUCACACACUCAAAAGGAAAAUACUUAAAGGGAUAGUUUACCAAUAAAUAUUUUUUUCUCCAAACCCGUAUGGCUUUCUUUCUGCUGUGGAACACAAAAGAUGUUAGGCAGAAUAUUACCAUUCACUUUCAUUGCAUCCUUUUUCCACAGAAAGUGAAUAAAUUAUGACAAAAUCUUCCUUUUGUGUGAACCAUCCCUUUAAGUGAGUAAAAAAAAAAAUGCACCUUUCCACUCUAAAUACACAGUGUAAAACUGCACUAAAAUGUGUACGUCUUUUACAGUAUUUACAUGUUAAAAACCACUAACCAUCAUAUAGAGUCAAUACAAAUGUUUGGGUCUGUAAUACAGUUGCAUGACUGAAGGGACUAUGAGGACAAAUUAUUUUCCGCCUUUAACAUUUUCAUACAGUAACCUUUCUUUCUGUAAAUGUAGGCCUACACAAUUUUAUUUUCUAGCUAAUCUUGUUAGCUUUCUAUUGUAUAGACCAUAACAAAUGAGCCUACUCACUAAAUGUGAAUAAGAACGAUUUGUCAUAAAUUGAUGUUUUGAUAACAAUUCUAAUGAUUUUUAUUAUUAUUAUUAUUAUUAUUAUUUUUUAUGUUUUUUUCUUCUCAUUUGUGAUUAAGAUGUUGUACAUGUCAGAAAACUGAUUUUCUGAGCCUGGAUUCAAUGUUUUAAUAAUAUAUUAAAAUGAAUUCAUCUGCUGUA